GAUCAAAUCAUCGUCAUUCACUGGGGUGGUAACAUGGCAUUGAAUUUCCUAAUCAUCUUUAUGAAGUUUAAUAGUUUAUGUUAAUUACUGGAUGAAUGCCAAUCAGCAUGCAUGGUCUCACACCACUGACAAUGUUCUUUUCCCCCAUUUACCGCAGGAUACCAUUACCUUCAUGUCCCAACCGUCGGUGAUGGAGGCAUUGCUUCUCCUUCUCGAUCAUUCCUCCACAGCUGUUGUGGCAGCAGUCCUCGGGGUACUUACCAAUCUUUCUGUGAACACAAAUGCUCGCCGGCGACUACUCAACAUUGGUGGCACGGAAAAGCUGAUUCGCUCAGUGGGAAGAUGGCUCGAUCUCGAUGUUGGUUUGGUGCUAGAGGAACGGGAGGACAACGAGGAAGAAGAAGAAUAUGACAUGGCUGCAAGCUUUGCCAAUUUUGCCUUGAUGUUGCCUGAGGGUCAAGGCGAUGAUGGGUGUCAGAGCAUUCUCGAAGAUGAAGUGCGAAGAGAGGGCAAUGGGACUCCCGCUGGCGACAUUCUUCCUGCAGAAACAGAGAAAACUAUGUUUACGUCCUCUGGUUUUUGCAAUGACAGAUUUACAGAGUGUGGGAGGGACCAAUUCAGGUCGGUGCAUACAGGUCCCAUUCCUGUUACUCAAGAGGGUUUCUGUAACACAUUGCAAAGGAGUGGGGACAGAGUGGGGGGCAUCGGUCAUGGCACUUUUACUCACCGGAUGGAGGAACCCGCUCGCGGAGAGGCAGCCUCCCACUCCUAUGCUUGUGCGGAUUCAGAUGACGAUCCUUUCAACAACAAGCAUAUUCCCCACGAGGCAUGCCGACUGUCUGGGUGGAAAUUUGGACAGCAUACAUGGGGAGGAAUCACAAAUAACAGGACACACUGCGAUAACGAGAUUGGCAGCGAGAGGUACGGAACCAAUGAUGAUGGUAACGGUGCCGGUGGUGGUGGUGGUGGUGGUGGUGAUGGUGGCGGUAGUCACGAUGAUGACGAUGAGAAUGUUCUUGAAAGAAGUGAUGCGAAAAUGGGUGAGACACUUGAAGUUUCUGCUACUAACGGGAGUGGACAAGACAGAAAGACCUCAGACGACCAAGAAAAGGAGAAGAGAGGACAGAUAUCUGUCCUUGGCGGUCAGCAUAGCAAUGUGAUUUUCAGGCAAGACAAUGUUCAAACUCUCAGAAUGGAGACCUGUAUGUCUGCAGAUGAGUCCAACCCAUCUCGAGGGCAUCUACUUAGAAAUCAUAGGGGGGAAGCCAAUGGCAAGAGCACUCGAGUUACGGAAAGGUCCUGUUCUGUUUCGAAACAAGCCUGCAAUAAUUCUGAACAUCCUGAACGAGACGGCAAUCGCAAAAAUAAAAGCAACAGAAACAGAGCUCCAAAGUUUGCAACAUCUGGGAAUGAGCACCAUGUGGGAGCAUCUGAGCAGCUGAAGAAUUGCAGGCUGUCUACGUAUAAUGGAGGGAAACAGGCCCAGGUGCUGGCAGGAGAUCAGGGCAUCACACACUUGGGCAUUGAUAAAAUGUCAGGACGCUCACCAGGUGUUGCAAUCCAAUCUAAGACGAGCCCUCAUCGAAAGGGCAACUCUGGAGGGAAAGAAGGCAGUUGCCAUGUUCAGAGGAAAGCGGGUGAAGGGCAACAUUAUAAAACAUUGCAUGAACGUCACUUUAGACCCCAAAGAACAGCAGCAGAGUGCAACAGCACAGGAGAUGGAUUGAAUGGUCAGACAAGCAGAGAAUUAACAGAUGAGAAUGCAAAGGAAAGUGACGGCCAGAGGGAUAGAGGCACCUGUGUUACGGACUAUGGAAGUAUGCUAGGUGGCACAGCCGAUCAUCAUCGACAUCACAAGGAUCAUCGCUGUGACAAUGUGGACGUGAGUCGUAAGGUUCGCGGAAAGGACAGGGAUCUAAGAGAGCGGGGACUGAUUCGUGUAUCCACUUCUGUAAAACCGGCAACGAAUGUUGUAGGCCAUCAUGUGCUGACUCGCAGCGAUAGUAUGAAGAGAAGUCGGCAGACUCCAUCUGGAAUUCAAACCCCAUCGAUGAGCAUGUGCCUUGAGAAUUCAACCCGAGAAAGACACACAAGUGCAAAGUGGCAUGAAAACGAGGUCAGCAAUCAUCAUGGACGCUGGUUAAAUGGAACGAAGCAAUCAGCGGAUGGUCCCCUAAAGCAGGAAGCAUGCAUGUGGUAUUGGAGAGGGCGGACGUGCCUGUGGUCAUUGGCAGCUGCAGCGUGUAAAGUGCUGUAUAAUGUGUUUGCACAAGGAGGUAGUAGGGGCUCCUCUUGUCUAGCUGGCAAUCCUACAAUGGAAGGGUUGAAAAACACCGAGCAGGACAGUGAAGGAACCGCAAAGCUGGGAAACCUUGUCAUCUUGGGAGGUAAAGAGGCUUCCAGCUCUCCAACUUCUUUUGAUUUGUCGGCAUGCGAAUCACUCACAUCAUAUCAAGAAUCCAAAAUCAACUCUCUUCAGAACAAGGAGGUGAGAGUGCUGGUUGAGCUCCUCACAUGCGCUAUGCGGUAUAUUCAGCAGGUAGGUAGAGAAGACACUGUUCCUCGUCUCCCCACUGCUACCAGUGACUCCUUUGGUGGCACUGAGCCAGGAACAGCUGCAAAUCGUGAGGCUGACGAGGAUGGCAAAUGCCAAAUUAUCAUUCAGAGGCCUGAUUUCCACAGUGCCGCAGAAUCAAGGAGUUCUAAGGAAUGCCCCUUGAUCCAGAAGCAACCCCAAGAGGUGGCUUCAUCCAUGGAAAACCCUGCAUCUGUCUCCUUUGCUUCCCACACAAAUGCAGAUCAAGGUAACAUCAACCAAAGCUAUGCCCCCUUCUGUACUUUGCAAUCCACCAAUAGCCUUUCAGAAUCCCGCAGGCAAAGACGAAAUUGCCCUGAGGGGUCUAUUGAACAGGAUUCCCUGGCAACAAAUGCUCAACUAAAUCAGAUGAUGGUAGAGCCUGAGAGCUUCCUCGUGGACGACGUUCAGCUUCAGCCAAAGCCAGUGCAGAAGGCUGACUGCGGCAUUUUGAAGCAGCACAGCACCAAGGCUUGCAAAGCAUGGCAGGCCAGGGCAGUGCGGGAUCCAGUUAUGGAAAACCACUGUGAAGGCUUCCCCAACUUGAAUGCUCCAGCUAUGGAGUUGUUUCCUCCCACUCCUCCUCCUCCUCCUCCUCCUCUGACAAUGACUAGCGAGAGGAGAGCCGGCACUAAACAUGUGCCGCAUAGCUCAAAUGAUUCUGAUAGAACACAAAAAAGUCUACACAAACCAUUGUGGUUUGAACCUUGUGGAAGUAUUGACAAAGACAGAGUGUCAAGGAGGAGUGGUGCUGCUUAUGGUCACGGUUCCUAUCAGUUGAACCACCGAAAUGAGGAUAUCCAAAAUGCUCCACCCUUGCCAUCUGCCACAGUGUUUUCACGGAACCGGAACCGCUUCGCAUAAAUCAACACGGCAACUUUUGUUCCCAUUGGUUGGGAGCAAUUGCAGUAAGUGGCAGUUGGUCAAAGGAACAAUUGAGCAAUCGUCCACAGGAGAAAACAGGAAGGUAACAAGCUGCAAAGGGAGGCCAUAUUCAUCCUGACACAUUUGUCUAUAUUAGUAUAUACUAUAUUCAGAGGAUUCCUUUUUGUUCCUCUUCGUUUUUGGUUCCUGUCGGGUAUUUCAUGCCUUCCACAGCGUGCAGUUGCCGAACCCAUGUGAUCAAUCACACCUUCCCCCAAAUGUUCCCUCUGACAGAUGCGCUUGCAUAUGGUAUCACGCUAAGAAAAAUGGGUUUGGUGGGUCUCAUCACCUGGAGAUCCGGUUUGACGGGCCAACUGGAGGAGGUGUCCUGUCCGUUCUUGUGUGACAAUAUCUACGCCUUUUGUCCACUGACCAUAAGGGUCAUCCAUUCAUUUGUUGCGAUCAAUGGAACGACCCCAACUGGGGCGUAAAGGACCACUACCUUUGCCAUACAUCGGCCGCGGGUGAGGUCCCGUGAGGUUCGGAGGCCGGUAAGGAAACAAAGGCCGCCAAUGAAG
Molecule: messenger RNA, 4017 nt
Organism: Chara braunii
Lineage: Eukaryota; Viridiplantae; Streptophyta; Charophyceae; Charales; Characeae
Source: the annotation of a GenBank genome assembly